This is a messenger RNA of Poecilia latipinna (sailfin molly), 3042 nucleotides long. RefSeq names its product DEAD (Asp-Glu-Ala-Asp) box polypeptide 23 (gene ddx23). The coding region runs from base 228 to 2669 and encodes 813 amino acids. The record is from RefSeq and is a predicted model, not a curated record. Lineage: Eukaryota; Metazoa; Chordata; Actinopteri; Cyprinodontiformes; Poeciliidae. The transcript is spliced from 18 exons. Gene Ontology annotation, molecular function: nucleic acid binding; RNA helicase activity; ATP binding.
UUUGCUCGUUCUGCUCGUGCAGAGCAUUAUGGCGUCUCCUUGAAUCGUCGAUAGAUCGCUGGUGUUUUGUUGACAAGCUAAAAAAGGAGAGUGUGAGUUUAGUUAUAGUUAAUCUCUCCUGGUGUUUUUUUCUCUCUGCUCACAGCUGGAGAUGGUAUUUUUACUAAAUACUAUUCAAACUACUUUAGUCCACACUGCAAGGAUACGUUUUUGUUCAUAAGUAAGGAAUGGAAAUAAAGAACAAUAAAGAAAAGAUGGCUGCUGACACAGAUAGGAAGGAUGCCGAAUCAUCAGGGAACAAAGACCGGGAGAGGAAACGCAGCCGUUCACGUGAUCGGGAUCGCAGAGGAUCACCUUCACGUAAACGGCAUCGUUCCCGUGAACGAAACCGCUCCAAAUCUCCAGACAGGGAUCGUCGCAUGAAAGAUAAGGACAGAGACAAGGAUCGGGACAGAGACAAAGACAGAGACAGGAGCCGCAAAGACAGAGACAGCCAUCGGCGCGAUAAAGAUCGCAAGAGAUCAAGAAGCCUGUCACCAAAGUCAAGGGACAGCAAGUUAAAGAAGGAGAAGGAUAUAAAAACAGAGGAAGAAGAAGAUGACAAAAAGAAGAAGGAGAAGGUUCAGCCCCUCUCUUUGGAGGAGCUUCUGGCCAAGAAAAAAGCAGAGGAGGAAGCCGAGGCAAAACCAAAGUUUCUGUCUCGAGCAGAGCGAGAAGCUGAGGCUAUAAAGCGCAGAGAGCAGCAGGUGGAGGAAAGGAAAAAGCUGAUAGACGAGGAAAGAAAGAAAAGACGAAUGUUCCAGGACAUUGGGAGAAAAAUGCUUGAGGAUCCCCAAGAAAGGGAGAGAAGGGAGCGCAGAGAGCGAAUGGAGCGAGAGAACAAUGGGAAUGAUGAAGAUGAUGGGAGACAAAAACUCAGAGAGGAGAAAGACAAAAGCAAAGAGCUCCAUGCCAUCAAGGAACGAUAUCUGGGUGGAAUCAAAAAACGCCGGAGAACUCGCCACCUGAACGACAGGAAGUUCGUAUUUGAGUGGGAUGCUUCUGAAGACACUUCAGUCGACUACAACCCGAUCUACAAAGAGAAGCAUCAGGUGCAGCUUUAUGGGCGCGGGUUCAUCGCUGGCAUCGACUUGAAGCAGCAGAAAAGAGAGCAGUCACGUUUCUACGGCGACCUGAUGGAGAAGAGGCGUACGCUGGAAGAGAAGGAGCAGGAAGAGACACGACUGAAGAAGGUGCGAAAGAAGGAAGCCAAGCAACGCUGGGACGACCGGCACUGGUCCCAGAAGAAGCUGGACGAGAUGACGGACAGAGACUGGCGAAUCUUCAGGGAGGAUUACAGCAUCACCACCAAGGGAGGGAAGAUCCCCAACCCCAUCAGGAACUGGAAGGAGUAUUCGCUGCCCGCUCACAUCCUGGAAGUCAUCGACAAAUGCGGCUAUAAGGACCCAACACCUAUUCAGAGGCAAGCCAUUCCUAUUGGCUUGCAGAACCGUGACAUCAUCGGCGUGGCUGAGACGGGUAGCGGUAAAACAGCUGCUUUCCUCAUUCCUCUGCUGGUCUGGAUUACCACUCUGCCGAAGAUCGACAGGAUCGAAGACUCCGAUCAGGGGCCUUACGCUGUGAUUUUGGCUCCGACUCGUGAGCUGGCUCAGCAGAUCGAAGAAGAAACCAUCAAGUUUGGUAAACCGCUUGGCAUCCGAACGGUGGCGGUGAUCGGAGGAAUCUCCAGAGAAGACCAGGGCUUCCGACUCAGGAUGGGCUGCGAGAUCGUCAUAGCAACGCCCGGUCGUCUCAUAGACGUGUUGGAGAACCGCUACCUGGUGCUCGGCCGCUGCACCUACGUCGUACUGGACGAAGCCGACCGUAUGAUUGACAUGGGCUUCGAACCGGACGUCCAGAAGAUUCUGGAGUACAUCCCGGUGACCAAUCAGAAACCGGACACCGACGAAGCCGAGGACCCGGAGAAGAUGAUGAUGAACUUCGAGUCGGGGAAACAUAAAUACAGACAAACCGUCAUGUUCACCGCCACCAUGCCUCCCGCUGUGGAGAGGCUGGCGAGGAGCUACCUGAGGCGCCCCGCGGUGGUGUACAUCGGAUCUGCAGGAAAACCCCACGAGAGAGUGGAGCAGAAGGUCCUGCUCAUGUCGGAGGGAGAGAAGAGGAAGAAGCUGCUGGAGGUCCUGUCGCACGGCUUCGAGCCGCCCAUCAUCAUCUUCGUCAACCAGAAGAAGGGCUGCGAUGUGCUGGCCAAGUCCCUGGAGAAGAUGGGGUACAAUGCUUGCACGCUGCACGGCGGCAAAGGCCAGGAGCAGAGAGAGUUUGCACUUUCCAACCUCAAGGCUGGAGCCAAAGACAUCCUGGUGGCCACCGACGUUGCUGGUCGAGGAAUUGACAUCCAGGACGUCUCCAUGGUCAUCAACUACGACAUGGCAAAGAACAUUGAAGACUACAUCCAUCGUAUCGGUCGUACUGGUCGUGCUGGUAAGAGUGGUGUGGCCAUGACGUUCCUGACCAAGGAGGACUCUGCGGUGUUCUACGACCUGAAGCAGGCCAUCCUGGAGAGCCCGGUGUCCACCUGCCCUCCGGAGCUCACUAACCACCCAGACGCCCAACACAAACCUGGGACGAUCCUGACCAAGAAGAGGCGCGAGGAGACCAUCUUCGCCUGAUUUAUUGGUUUCAGUUUUAUGUACCGAACACAGGACUUUCAAGUUUAUGCCUCCUUAUCAUGUAUAUUCAUCUUCCCCUCUUUUACCUCCGUUUUGGUGUUUUAUUUCUUCUAGCCCGUUUGUGGAAGAAAAGAUUACUUGGUACCAAAAGGUGAACGGGUUGAUGAAUUUUACUUGCUAAAUUUGUUUAUAACAUCAGUAAUGUGGACCCAGAAACGCUGUACAAGUAAAGAAAAUGUGAUUAAUAGCAGACAGUGUUGAGGAUGCUGAGUAGUAGGUGCUGUUUAGUGAAUAUUUGUUAUUUUGAUCUGGAUCCUCUCCAGAUCUAAACAUGUAAGAGACCAAUACCAGAUUAAAUGUUCAUUUCUUAUGA